AUGUGUGAACCCGGUCAUGAGUCCUUCGAGCUACCGUUGACCGAUGAAGAGUACCGAGAAAAGCUUGCACAGUUCAAGGCAAUGGCUCUAGAGCAAGGAGAUCAAGAGACGUUGGACUACCUCGCCAAUUUUGUCACUCCUAUUCCAUCUCCCGCGCUCUGGAGUCGCCGUCCGGAUUUCAAUGAACUCUUCGGAGAUACUCCUCUUCCAUCUGCCGCUCUCCGUGGCAAUCUCAGUGCUGAGGAAAUCAAUGCACUCUUUGGAGAUUUUCCUGCCCCAUCUCCUAUGAAUGCCACCUUCGAUCAAGAGAUGAAGAACACUGAAGCCACCUCCACCACUCCCGCUCCAGCUGAAGAACCCACCAAUGCCCCCGAAUCCUCGACCUCCGGAGCAGAGCCAGGAGACCACCCCUCCAAAGGUCGCUUCAAGCCCGCAUUGACGAUCAAAGUGGGCAAGGAUGGUAACUUCGUCACUGAACCCAUUCCGGGUGUCUAUACCAACCAGCCUCUUACCUCCGACCGUGAUUUCUUUGCAGACAGGUCCAACGACGUCCUGUCCCCGAAUGAGAUCCAAAAACGCCUUAAUCUUCUCUACGCUAUGCUUCCUUCCACCGACACUCCUCGUACCGCUGCAUUCAAGGAGCAAGAGCUUCUUAAACAAGUCCAAAACUUCGGCAAGCGCGAAGCUACAAGCCGCGGCAAUGGUGGUUCUGGUGCUGGUGGUAUCCCACAAAUCGAUGGUCCUAUCUCUCCUCCCGAGAAGCAAAAGAAGAACAAACAGAAGGAUGAGGAAUCUCGUGGCCGAGGCAAGACUCCAGUUGAGGACUCCACCAAUGGUAACGGUCGUUUCCAGAUGAUUGGUAACUUGCCUUUCCCAUGCAAACCAUCGCCACCUACGGUCAAUAAGUCUGAAAUCGGAACUUCUGCCACAGUCAGUGAAGCUAAGACUACUUCUACGACUACCGUCCAAGCUCGUGGCGGGGCGGCAACACCUGUCAAUACCAUCACUGCUGCUCAACAACCAGUUACUCCCCCACAACGCGCUGGCCCGUCUGCACAAUCCGCUCUUUACAAGAGUCCUUAUGGAAGCCCGCCAUCUGGUGGUAACUACCGUAUCCAGACUACUACUAGGGAUGUCAAUGAUCGUGUUGUAACCAUUUCUCAGCUGCGUGGUGGUCAACAACCAGGUGGUGUUCUGGCUAUUGCUAACAUGGAUGGCUCGCAAUCAGGUGGUCCUCCUCCAGUCUAUGUCCAUGCUGGCAAUCGUCCUCAGCAAGGUGGUGGUGCUACUCCUUCCCCUGAAAUGGGUAGCUAUCCCGAUCCUCAACAACAAGGCCCAGUUAAUCCAUAUCCAAACAUCGGUCGCCCUAGCCCCCAACAACGUCGUGUAAUGUCUUCUCCUAGCAUGAACGGCUAUCCUAGUCCUCAGCAAGGUCGCGUUAUGGCUGCUCCUAACAGGAAUGGCUAUCCUGGUACUCAAAUGUUCGGUGCUCCUCAAGUCUCUGGCAACGCUUUGUAUGGUGCUCCUCAAGUUUCUGGUCACGCUUGGUAUGGUGCUGGACAAGGUGGUCCUGUCCUUCCUCCUCAAUUGGGCUAUCCUCAACCUACUUUGGGUGAUCCAUUCAACGCUUCCGGUAGCUUUCAACAAAUUGGUGGUGCUACAUUGCCAACAGCUGGUCAAUAUCAAGGCACUGAUUCUGAUGAAGAGACUCGCCGAAAGAACACAGAAGAGGCCCGAGCCUUCCUUCGAAACCGAAGAAAGCAGCUAGGUCAACCAGAGCCAGUCCCAUAUGACGCUUCGGCUUCGGCUUCGCGAGCUGAAGAGUAUGUCGCCAUGGUCAAGGAGUUAGGCAUUGAACCUGGUUCCGAUCAAGCUAAGGCAAUGGUCAACACCAUGAAGGGCUGGGUUGCAGAGAAAGUCUACAUCGACCCCAAGAAGCUUAAAUCCGCCGCCAAGAUGAUGGACGAGCUGAACAACUCCCCCUCCCACCUCCGCGCUCGCGCCGACUGUCUCAUAUUCCAGCAGCUCGUCCGCGACGGCAAGAAAGCAGAAGCCGACCAGCACCUCGAGGACAUGGUCGCCAAGCUGCACGGCCCGGACGCCAUGGCCAUCUACAUGGAGCACGCGCGCAUGGGCACGCUCGCACGCCAACAACUUGGCCCCGACUACCAGCACGCCGAGGACGUCAUGUUCCCCUUUAUCCCCACCAAGGGUUUCUGCCCCGUUGACCCCAACGACAAGUCUGAGGAGGCCGAAGCUGCUCGCCAGGCUUGGCACGAGGACUGGAAGGAGAAUUGGUCCAAGAUCGAGGCUCAGGAGCUCGUUAUGCGCAAGGCUGCUUUCGCUUACUCGCAAGCUACGGAAAUCCAUUCCGAUCCUCGAGAUAUCCAUAUCCCAAAGGCUCCUGAUAUGCCUGUGCACCUUCGCGGAAACUUCCCUGAUCCUGAGAGUAAGGGCAAGAGUGCAAAGGGAAAGAGAAAGUCGUCAGUUGAUAGUUCUCAGGGUGGUUCUCCGGUCAAGAAGGCUAGGGCUCCUUCUCGAAAGAGAGUUGUCAGUGCCGCUGUUACACCUGCACCUGCUCCGGCUGCUCCUGCCCCCGUUGGCUUGGAAGGAAGUAUUAUGCAACUUACCAAUGCCGUUGAGCAUAUGUCAGCUAGAUUGAUGAUCAUGGAGGGUGAAGUUGCGUUGAUGAAGGCUAAUAAGUAAAGGAGAGAGGAUUGAGAGCGUAUGUCAGCUAGAUUGAUGAUUGUUGAAGGGACAGUUGCGGUGAUG
Mollisia scopiformis is the source of this 2772-nucleotide messenger RNA. RefSeq lists its product as uncharacterized. The coding region runs from base 1 to 2706 and encodes 901 amino acids. The record is from RefSeq and is a predicted model, not a curated record. NCBI's taxonomy places the organism in Eukaryota, Fungi, Ascomycota, Leotiomycetes, Helotiales, Mollisiaceae. The transcript has 6 exons.